CUCAUGUGAUUCGCAAAUGCACCGCAUUCUCAGUGACCAUCAGUAGGAGGGCAGUUUGGCGCGAUUGGGGUGUUGCUGUUGUGGUUUCUGUGUUAUCCUCCUCCUCCUCCACCUCUUCCUCACUCACUGCUGCUGUUUAGCGGGGAUGGCGGACGCACUCACUGAACAGCUAACGCUAGACUCAUUCGGCCACAAUUUUCAGAUAACCAGUAGCACUCUGGUAUCUGGUCAAGUGGAGAACCGUGGCCCGUUUUCUCAUGCCCCCAACAGUGCCUCCCAAACCCCCGCAGGAUUAGGAAUGGAAAGCAGUCAGCCAAUCAACAUCACCGAUGCGGCUACACGCCGGAAGAAGAAACGCAGAACUCGGGCCGCGGACAGUUUCACGGGCAAAUUUAGCGAUCUGUACAGGCUGACGGAUGAGCUGCUGGGUCAGGGCGCUUAUGCUAAAGUCCAGGGCUGUGUGUGUUUACAGAAUGGCAAUGAGUAUGCUGUGAAGAUAAUUGAGAAGAAAGCUGGUCACAGUCGCAGCCGAGUUUUCAGAGAGGUGGAGACGCUUUACCAAUGUCAAGGAAAUAAGAACAUUCUGGAGCUCAUUCAGUUUUUUGAAGAGGACAGCUGUUUUUAUCUGGUGUUUGAGAAGUUACGUGGAGGUUCCAUUUUAACACACAUCCAGAGACGAAAAUACUUUAAUGAGAGAGAAGCUAGUCAUGUGGUCAGGGAUAUAGUACAUGCACUGGACUUUCUGCACAACAAAGGAAUUGCUCACCGGGACCUUAAGCCUGAAAAUAUCCUGUGUGAAUAUACUGAUAAGGUUUCUCCUGUGAAGAUUUGCGAUUUUGACCUUGGGAGUGGAGUAAAGCUGAACAGUGCCUGUACCCCAAUAACCACCCCUGAGCUCACCACACCAUGUGGCUCAGCAGAGUACAUGGCUCCCGAGGUGGUUGAGGUCUUUACGGAUGAGGCUUCUUUCUAUGAUAAACGCUGUGACCUCUGGAGCCUUGGGGUCAUUCUCUACAUCCUGCUUAGCGGGAGCCCCCCCUUCACUGGCCACUGCGGCACCGACUGCGGGUGGGAACGAGGAGAGACGUGUCGUGCCUGCCAGAACAACCUUUUUGAGAGGAUUCAGGAGGGGAAAUAUGAAUUUGGGGAUGGAGUCUGGGCUCAGAUCUCAGCCGAUGCCAAAGAUCUGAUCUCGCGGCUGCUGGUGCGAGAUGCCACUCAACGGCUGAGUGCCGCCCAGGUCCUGAAGCAUCCCUGGGUGCAGGGGAAUGCACCUGAAAGAGUUCUUUCAACUCCUCGUGUUCUACAAAGGAACUGCAGCACUAAAGACCUGACGCAGUUUGCGGCUGAAGCCAUCGCGUUCAAUCGACAACUGUCCCAGCAGGAGGAAGAGCAGGAGGACUUCUGUGCCGUGGUCUGCUCCAUGAGGCUCUCUCCUCCCUCCAACUCCAGAUUAGCCCGUCGCCGAGCAAAGUCUCAAGCACUACGCACCAACACCUGAUGCCUUCCACAGGUGCUCCAGCGUUACAACCCUUCAUGCAAGUGCAUUCUCUGGCAAACGGAAUGGGUUCUUGAACGAACCGUAAAGCAAACACACGUGUGUAUGCACCACAAGCUCAGUGCUACCAACCAGUGGCACAGGAACAGACUAACCUUAAGUAUACAAACCAAAAACAUGCAGCUCGGGUUGAUUGUCUUUCUGUGUAAAGUGAGUUUUGGGUGUUUUAGGCAUCAGGUUUAGGUUUUUUUUUAUAUUUAUUUUUACUCAAUAUUUAUGGCUGGUGGUGUUUUACAGUCGGAUAUAAAAAGGAUGGUCUGCUUUGAGGGAAUUCACUGAUGUUUUAAUGUGAAUGUAACAACAUCAGUGAGGCUUUUUAAUCUAUUUUAGCAUUUUUUUUUAAAACACUUAAGUUACUGUAAAGCACUGGACCUCUUGCUUUGUCACUUUUUUAUUGUUUUUUGUUAACAAAAUUGUAGUGUUUAUAAUUAUUGUUGAGUGAACAAUGUUUUGGUUAAUUUGAGAUAUGUAAAGCCAAGCUGCCUGACAGUAACAUAUCUUAGAAAUACAUAAUGAAGUGUAUCAUUAUGUAUGGGAACACCAUCAAGAGGCAUGCUGCUUUAAUGAGGGUGUUCAUGAGGUAUUAUAGACGUUUGACCAGUUACUUUAUAAGCUCAAACAGUUAGUAAAUAUUGCACAGUAUUUUUGUCUUUUCAGAUGAUUAUAUUUUUUCAUUUAAUGUAUAUUUUUGCAUGGUUCUUGCUAAGUGUCUUUUAGUGUUGAACAUUAUUUUGUUGAAAAUGUGAAGUAUUUAUCUAUGCAUCAGGGCAAUGAGCCAAUCUGCAGCCGACUCAGUUAUUAGGUGGAGUAAGUUUUAUAUUUUUAGUUUGCAUUCUGUGGAAAUUGUGCCAUUUUGGGGGGCAGAGCUCCUGAUUAGCCAGAUUACUAAAUUACCUCUCAGUUGACUUUUGUAUUAUCAAAUUAUCAAACAUGCACAGUUAUUUUUCAUGUUAUUUGUGGUCUGAAAUGCUACUUGAGGUUAAUGGUAAGAAGUUUAGUGGUAGUCCAUGUAUGUGUAUUUAAGAGUAUGUGUUGGGAAACAUUUACAGGGAUGACACCAGAGGGCGCUACCUCAUUUUAAUGGCUAUGUUUUCAGUACUCUGCUUGUUUGAUGCUGUAAUGCAGUGUCUUAGUCUAAAUCCAGAUGUCUAUGGAAUGGCCAUUUAAACCCUAAGAACUCUGGAACAGAUCUGAGGUGUUCAUUUGGUUUUCCAGUUUUGAGAAAUAAAGCAGUUUGCACUGAAACCUGGCCAAUA
Pimephales promelas (fathead minnow) is the source of this 2814-nucleotide messenger RNA. RefSeq names its product MAPK interacting serine/threonine kinase 1 (gene mknk1). Lineage: Eukaryota; Metazoa; Chordata; Actinopteri; Cypriniformes; Leuciscidae. Gene Ontology annotation, biological process: protein phosphorylation. The record is from RefSeq and is a predicted model, not a curated record. Gene Ontology annotation, molecular function: ATP binding; protein kinase activity.